AUGUCUCAGAUCCACCAUGCGGCUCUGGACCAGCAGCAGCACCAGCAGCAGCCGGGCCAGUACAACCAGAUCUGCACCCGCAGCAGCAGCAGCUCGACCCCGGCCGCCGCAACCGAGGGAACAGAGCCGUCCUCCUGCCCGGGCCAGAGGAACCGGAUCCCCCGUAGGAAGUGGCAGGUGUUCCCGGGGAGGAACCGGUUCUACUGCAACGGGAGGAUCAUGAUGGCGAGACAGACCGGGGUUUUCUACCUGACCCUGGUCCUCAUCCUGCUCACCAGCGGCCUCUUCUUCACCUUCGACUGUCCCUUCCUGGCGUCAAACCUGACCCCGGCCAUCCCGGUGGUCGGCGGCGUCCUCUUCUUCUUCGUCAUGGGGAUGCUGUUCAGGGCGAGUUUCAGCGACCCCGGAGUCCUGCCCCGAGCCACGCCGGAUGAGGCCGCCGACCUGGAGAGGCAGAUCGACUCUUCGGGCUGCUCCAGACCUCCUCCUCGCACCAGAGAGGUUCUCAUCAACGGACAGACGGUCAAACUGAAAUACUGCUUCACCUGCAAAAUCUUUAGACCGCCUCGCGCAUCACACUGCAGCCUGUGCGACAACUGUGUCGAGCGUUUCGACCACCACUGCCCCUGGGUGGGGAACUGCGUCGGACGGAGGAACUAUCGCUUCUUCUACCUGUUCAUCGUCUCGCUCUCCUUCUUCACUAUCUUCAUCUUCGCCUUCGUCAUCACACACGUCAUCCUCAGAUCGAACCGGACGGGUUUCCUGAGCGCGCUCAAAGACAGUCCGGGCACCGUCCUGGAGGUGGUGGUGUGUUUCUUCUCCGUCUGGUCGAUUGUUGGUCUGUCGGGGUUCCACACCUACCUGAUCAGCUCCAACCAGACCACCAACGAAGAUAUUAAAGGGUCAUGGUCCACCAAGCGAAGUAAGGAUAACUACAACCCCUACAGCUAUGGAAACAUCUUGACCAACUGCUGUGCUGCUCUAUGUGGACCUUUGCCUCCCAGUUUGAUUGACAGGAGAGGUCUGAUCCGGUCUGACACGCCUCAGACCACCUCCCAGUCUAACGGGACCAGUGGCAGCAGCUACGCCUCCACUCAGCUCCACAGUCACAAGUGUGAUCAGGAUCAGUGUAUCCAGAGCACCAAGUUUGUCCUCCAGGCAGCAGCCACCCCUCUGCUCCACAGCGACCCUGUGGUAUUGGCACCUCUGCCAGGAAAGACCACCACCCUAGGGGGCCCCUGUGCCUACCUGGCCCCCACCCAGCAGUCCCUGCCAUCCUGCGGGGGAGACGUCUUGACCAUGAGGGACGCUGCUGCCGACUCUCACUGCCACCACCACCUCCACCAUCACCACCAUCACCACCACCAUCACCUCGUCAGUCCAGAGGAGACACCAUGCACCACGCCGCAGGGCGCCCUGCCUUGCCCCGCCCACCUGCACCUCCACCCACCUGUCCCCAGCCCCGCCACCCUCUACGAUCCUGCCAGUCAGGACGCUCUGCACGAGGACUCGGUCAGAGGGCUGGUCAAACUCAGCUCUGUGUGA
Seriola dumerili (greater amberjack) is the source of this 1545-nucleotide messenger RNA. RefSeq names its product probable palmitoyltransferase ZDHHC14. The record is from RefSeq and is a predicted model, not a curated record. Bases 1 to 1545 code for a protein of 514 amino acids. NCBI's taxonomy places the organism in Eukaryota, Metazoa, Chordata, Actinopteri, Carangiformes, Carangidae. Gene Ontology annotation, biological process: peptidyl-L-cysteine S-palmitoylation; protein targeting to membrane. Gene Ontology annotation, molecular function: protein-cysteine S-palmitoyltransferase activity. The transcript has 9 exons. Gene Ontology annotation, cellular component: Golgi apparatus; endoplasmic reticulum.